Molecule: messenger RNA, 1035 nt
Organism: Suillus bovinus
Lineage: Eukaryota; Fungi; Basidiomycota; Agaricomycetes; Boletales; Suillaceae
Exons: 6
Coding region: 1-1035 (344 amino acids)
Source: RefSeq, a predicted model, not a curated record
AUGAAUGGUUCUUCCACUUCUGCAAUUGAAAUAAGCCUCUGGCGCACUUGGGCCCUGACAGUGACUCACGAGGCAUGUGAAUAUACUGCACAGAAAUUCAAUGCAGAGAAGACAGGAGGAGACCCAGUGAUACCUUCUCCUAACCUAGACACUGAUCUAGUAAUGGCCUGCGAUCGAUUGAAGGAAAUUUGGGCAGCCACCGACUUGCUGUCUCCGAGUCUGGAAAGAAGUGUGAAGGUUGAUGGGAAUUGGCGAACCAAUCCGGAGUGGUUCAAACACCACUUGGAAGAUGUUGGCCUACCUGCCGGGUGCAUUAAUUUAUCUCCGGCAUGGUUUCAACAGGGGCACGAGAAUCUAGCGGACCCGGAGGUAUCUGCAUCAUUAAAGGGACCAUUGUCCGAGGGAAUCCUAAACGCCAUUGCAAGGCCGGCAGCCAUCGCAUCAGCAGCGCUCAGGAUCAUGCAUCCGGAGCAGUACUGGGCAGGGUUACAAACAUUUUCAAGCCUCGGAGAAAAGGCAGAAAGCAAGGAACUGCCAAGAAUGUCCAAGAUCCUGGAGUACUGGGCAUCUGUGUUUAACACGCUAUCCAUCAUUUCCAAUCUGGAGUUCGGGUACAAUCCCGGGUGUAUGAUUGGAUUUUCCGGAAGGAUUGUCAGACAUGGGGUUCAUGAGAUGGAGGGGGAUAGGGUUGGGUGGGCAUGUUACAAAAGGCCGGCCCUGGGUUGGAGUAGCGCAGACAAUAUCAUUGACCUUACGCUAGGCAAUGCUAAGAAGAACGGUCUGUUGCAAAAGGAACCUACAAGUCAAAAGGGCACAGAGAAGCAAAGAAAUACUCAGAUCCUAUCGACAGUCAUCAAGGCCAGGAGCUCGGUAACCAGGUCUCAGCACUUGGGUCUUGAUAUUUGGACCUCGGUAGUUAAAUGCCGGGAGUCGGGAAUUGGUAAUGGAGAUCUGGAACUCAAAGUUCGAUAUUCGGCAGUCAACAUUCAGUACUCGAUGCUUGGACCUCAGAACUCGAUAUUUGGAGCUCAGUAA